Exserohilum turcica Et28A is the source of this 1091-nucleotide messenger RNA. RefSeq lists its product as uncharacterized. NCBI's taxonomy places the organism in Eukaryota, Fungi, Ascomycota, Dothideomycetes, Pleosporales, Pleosporaceae. Bases 199 to 1086 code for a protein of 295 amino acids. The transcript is spliced from 3 exons. The record is from RefSeq and is a predicted model, not a curated record.
GGUCAUAGCCUCGCCGCAGUCUCGGCCGCUUCCAGCCUCUGCCCUCCCGCUGGCGAGCCAAUAUGCUCAUGCCAUCGCCGCCUACUCACUGCAAUACACCCGUCUCUGUGCUGCCGCCCGGCCACGCUCCCUCUGCCCAUUGCUACAUCCCACGAAUGUGCGCUCAGCCAUCCGGUUGAGGGGUAGCAGGCGUCCACCAUGGGUUGUUGCGCCUCUCGCCCGACCGACGACGGCACGCCAGCUGUGCGCGCGCAUUCGUCGUCGUCGCGCAACAUUACAGCGCCGUCGACGCGACGAGCCCCUACCACGUCGCCGCGCGCAUCGCACGUCUCGCAGCCAAAUGCCCCGCCGUCGCGAAGCCGCUCCGAAGUCAUAGAGCGCCCAAACACAGCGCUCAAGCCCAUUCCGCCAGCCCAGCGCUCACGGCUGCCCACCACGCUCGCCUCGUCAGCCAGCAAGACCAGCAGCCGCAUCAAGCCUCUGACCGACCCCACCAGCCUGACAUGGACCCGCGCACGCCUGCAAAAGGAGCGCGACGACUGGUGGGACACGCAGGUCACGGGCUCGGAAGAGAUCUGGGGAGCCAUUCGCCUGGCCGCACAGCAUUUGCAGGCCGGCCAGCUCCAGGAGGCUCAGACGAUGCUUGACGUCACCGGGUGCACAUGCCCGACAGGCCUCUUCUGGCGCGGCGUCUACGACCCCACGGGCGUGCAGUACAAAGUCCCCGAAUGGGUUGUCGUCGAGCCCGACGGCCUAGUCGAAGACCAUGUCGAUGACAAGAUGCUGGCUGGGCCUGUAGCCGCCAGCCCGGAUGCCCAAGACGACGACGACGACGGCCCGGACGAGCUGGCGAGCGUGCGUGUGAGGACGAGUCAUGAUUCAAAGGACGUUAUACUCGACAUCCACAAGAAGGACUCGGUUGCUGUGAUUAUCGGUAAACUCAAGGAAGCCGCACAGAUCAAUGCCUCCGCCAGAGUCCGCCUAGCCUACGGCGGCCGCGUAUACCACGACUACGAAGUCCUUGAAGCGCAACCACAUUGGAACUUUGCCAAUGGCUUUGUGCUGAAUGCUCUUGUUUUUCAAUAAUCAUC